GACAAAGAGAAGAGAUCACCUCAAUUUUAUUCUAAAUCUCGUCACAGUUUCUCGGUGCCAUGAAGCAGAUGAAAUCACAUGAACUCAGAGAUUCAUUGUACACACAGAAUGCAAGGACAUACUAAUCAUGAAAGAAUCAUAUAAGCUUACUUCUUAUGCAGACAUAUCAUCUAGGGAGGACUUCAUGCAGGCACCAAGUGUAACUCCUCUUCACCUCAAUGACCCUCAAACUGAUGGAUUUGUAUCGUCAGAGGAAAUGGAUAAAACCUCUCCUAUCACAUUUGAUGACAACUUACUGUGGUGUGAUGACUGCAGGACAGCAUUCUUAGGUAGUUGCCCCACCCAUGGUCCACUGUCCAAGAUGAAGGACAAGGUGGUCCCACCCAAGGCCAAGCUUACUCUGCCCUACUGUACCUCCCUCAGGAUACUAGAGCUGAGAGCUGGAGACAAGCACAUCUUUGGGGUUUUUGCAAAAAAGAUGAUACAAAGAAGAACACAGUUUGGUCCUCUGGAGGCUCCUGUUAGUAGCACAGUGCCCAAGGGAAGAGAAGCAGUGUUGACAUUAAAGAUCUUCCAGUCUGACCCUGAGCUGUUCACUCACUUAGACAACACAGAUGAGGCCCAGUGUAACUGGAUGAUGUAUGUGAGACCAGCCUCUCACAGACAGGAACAGAACAUGGUAGCUUAUCAGUACCAGGGUGGCAUCUACUUCUCCACUAUUAAGAACAUCCCAGCCAAUGCAGAGCUUAGGGUUUGGUAUGCUGAGAGGUAUGGGAAGUUGAUGGGUGUGCCUCCUUUGGAGAACUCUGUUGAAACAAAGCCAGAACCUAGUGACCAAGGAUAUGAAAAAGAUGGUGAUGAUGAAGAUGAAGAAGAUGAAGAAGAUGAGGAGGAGGUACAUGGCAACACAGAUUACCAUUCUGACAAUGAAGAAGUUUCACUUCAAGGGGAGGAUUCCACACACCUGGAGUGGUCUUGUUCUGUAUGUAAUAAAAGCUUCAGAACCUUUGUGGAAUUAGAAUGCCAUGUUUGUGACCAAAGCGGAGAAGACAGUGGUGGCCGAAGGACUCGCAGUAAACGUAAAGGUCAUCCAGUGAAAAUAAUGAAGAGUGAACGUAAGAAAAACAAACCCGCAUACAGAGAGCUGGCUGGAGAGUGGGAGGUGCAAUCAUUGAAACCUUCGAAGAGAGGACGUAAAUCAAAGCCAUCAAAAAAAGCUUCAGUUGCUGCAAAGAAAGCUAAACCUGCAAAGAAUCCAACCAUACAGAAGAAAUCUACUGCCGGUGAAUCCAACCCUGAAAAGGUCCUUGUUUGUCAGUAUUGUGGCAAAAACUUCUCAAGAGCCUCAAAACUCCAAGCUCACAUCAAUACACACACAGGGGAAGGUCCAUUAGAAUGUAAAUUUCCACAGUGUGGCAAACAUUUCACCUCGAAAUUCAAACUGAAACGCCAUGAACUUAUACACAAACCAGAGGAGAGACAACACCGCUGCCCCUACUGUGAUAAGGCUUUUGCAAGAAAAGAUCACUUGAAAAACCAUCUAGUUACUCAUGAUCCCAACAGGGCCAGUCUGGUGUGCGCCCUUUGUAACAAAGAAUAUCAUAAUGCUGGAUGUUAUAAAGUCCAUAUGGGUUUCCAUGAUGCAGAGGAGGGUUCUUUGACUUGCCGUGUUUGUGAGCAGAUAAUGGAAACAAAGGAGGCUCUUUGUUUUCAUCUCAAAGUUCACAUGGGGUCCAGGACUGCUAAAGGGAUAAUGGAAAAGAGGCAUCCGUGUCCGCAUUGUGAGAAGCGGUUUUACACUCCUAAGGAUGUCAAAAGACAUGUUGUGACUCACACCAAGGCACGUGACUUUCUUUGUCAGUACUGUCCACAGAGCUUUGGUCGAAGAGAUCAUUUGGUCAGACAUAUAACUGCAGCACAUUCAGAUGGGACACCUGGUGCAAAGCCCAAAACUGUUUCACCUCGCAAGCGUAGGAAGCAGUCUGAGAGAACCGAGGAGAGCCCAGCAGUGAGUCAAGAAACAUUAGCUCCUGUUGUUGCCCAGGUUAUAGCUUCUGCGCCAUUUACAACACACUAUACUUACAAUCCUGGCUUGUCACAAACUGAGUAUAAUGCAUACCAGGGAGUCAGUAAUAGUGCUUUGAUAAGUAUGAUACCAAAGGACAACUCCAACAUGGACACACUGUCACUCAGUCAUGCUGAUUCUUCCAAUCAGAUAAAAGCCAACAAUGCUCAACCAAUAGGAAGCAGUGGCCUAGAGCAUCUUGGCCAGUCAGAUCCAAUGAAUAGAAAGGACAAUUCUGGAAUGGACUCCUUGCCCCUGAGUGCAGCAGACCCUAGUCUUAUGAAACAUUAUGGGAUGUCUGGAUUAUCAGCACACUCCCAGCCUAUGUUCCAUUCUGUUCCAACCUCUGUAGGUCACAGUGGUCUCAUUUCUCCAAAUUUACAUACUGGCUCUCCAGGAGAUAUCCCAAUGGAUGUGGGAAGAAAACAGAUUGUAAGUGGUGCCCUUCCAGGCACUCAUCAUGAAUUAGACAGAGGUCCCCACAUUAUUGAUGGAACUAUGACUAACUAUCUGGAUGCAUUAAAGGUCAUUGGCUGUCUUCCCUCUGCUUGUCCUCUGCCACCCCCCAGUAUAGCUAUGAGCAGAGACAGUGGACAUCCAUUUACUUCUGUAGGACAAUCAUUCCAGCAGGGAUAUCAAUGAGAAAUAUCUGAAUGUGCAAUUAAAAUUUGGUUACAUCAGGACCUUGCCCAGUCUUGUAGCAAGCCUAAUUAUUACCAUGAUAACACAGUUAAUUUGGAAAUCUUAGUAAAUAGUAUAUGGAAGUCUUAAUAUUUUGAUCCUAAAUGUACAAAGUUUCAAUCAAGUGUACCAAUUGCCUUAAUUUACAUUUUACUUUUUUUUUACAUAUGUAAAUACAGUGUGAUAGAUCUUAAGGCUCUGAAAAACAUUUAACUGCUUUUAUUAUGAAUCAGUAACACAAGGUGCUUUGCUCUUUGUUUUGUUUCUUAAGACUAUUAAAAGGCAUAUAACUUUCAACUGAC
Lingula anatina is the source of this 3048-nucleotide messenger RNA. RefSeq lists its product as uncharacterized. NCBI's taxonomy places the organism in Eukaryota, Metazoa, Brachiopoda, Lingulata, Lingulida, Lingulidae. Gene Ontology annotation, biological process: regulation of gene expression. Gene Ontology annotation, cellular component: nucleus. Gene Ontology annotation, molecular function: protein binding. The record is from RefSeq and is a predicted model, not a curated record.